AUGAGUGACCUAAAGAAACCAGAAGUCAAGCCCGUCCCUAAAGGCCAUCGAUGGAUCCUCUUCGUCUCAGGCCCGACAGCAUCAGGCAAGACCUCUGUCGCCAAGUUCAUAGCAGAGAAACUCGAUCUCAAAUUCUUCCAUCCAAAAACCAACAUCGAGAAAAUGAGCCACGGCCAACCCCUCACCGACCAAGAUCGCUACGGCUGGCUCCAAGCUCUGCAUGAACACGCCACCCACCAUCCCAUCGGCCCAGGAACAGAACAUCUCGUAGUCACCUGCUCCGCACUCAAGCGUCAAUACCGCGAUAUUCUGCGUGAAGGAUCUGACAAAGCUGGUGAUUUGCGAGUUCACUUCUUACAUCUUGAUGCGCCGGAGGAAGUGCUCACGAAGCGGGCUGCUGCGAGGAAGGGCCAUUUUGCGGGACCUGCUCUUGUGCAUAGUCAGUUUGAGGUGUUGGAGAGACCGGCGGAUGAUGAGAAGGAUGUUUUGAUUGUUAGUGUUGAUCAGUCGGUUGAGGAUGUUCAGAGGGAAGCGUUGGGAAGGGUUAGGGAGUUGUUGGAUGAUGAUCCUGAGUGA
Molecule: messenger RNA, 576 nt
Organism: Fusarium redolens
Lineage: Eukaryota; Fungi; Ascomycota; Sordariomycetes; Hypocreales; Nectriaceae
Product: P-loop containing nucleoside triphosphate hydrolase protein
Exons: 2
Coding region: 1-576 (191 amino acids)
Cellular component (GO): cytoplasm
Molecular function (GO): gluconokinase activity
Source: RefSeq, a predicted model, not a curated record